AUGCCAAUCCCCCGAUUCGGGCCCACACUCUACACCACAGCCCUCGUGUAUGUAGCUGUUCAGGUUGCGUUGGUGUCGUUUCUCAGCUCCUACUAUAACGUCGGCUUCAGCAAUGUAACAUGUUGGCUGUUGGAUAAGCUGGAAGAGAACGAUUAUAUGCGAGAGAAGAUUGAGGUGGUGAAAGAAUGGGUUGACGUUGCACAGGAAACAACAAAAUCUACGUUCAGCAAAAAGACUCGAGGGUCAGUGGAAGAGCAUUCAGCGCCAAUACAGGCCGAUAUAGCAUCUGGUGAAUUAACCGGGAUGAAAGUUUUUACACCGGAACAACUCUCGUUAUUUAACGGCAAUCGUGCAUCUCGACCUGUCUACUUGGCAAUUUUGGGACGCGUUUACGAUGUUGAUAAGGGCAAGAAGCACUAUGGAAAGGGCGGCGGUUAUUCGUUUUUCGCUGGGAAAGACGGUAGCCGUGCUUUCGUCUCUGGAGAUUUUACCGAGAAGGGUUUGAUCGACGAUUUGGAUGGAUUAGGUCAUGACGAUUUGCUCGGCGUUCGGGACUGGGUCUCGUUUUACGAUAAGGAUUAUUCCCUCGUCGGAGUGGUUACCGGACGCUAUUAUGAUGUGGACGGAAAUCCUACACAAGAGCUGAAAGAUGUACUAGCAAGGAUGGAGGUGGCAGCACAGUGGCGAGCCAAUAAGGCCGCCGAACAAGAAGUCUUCCCGCCAUGCAAUUCGGAAUGGAAGAAAGAGACAGGUGGCCGAGUGUGGUGUACAAUGAAGAGCGGCGGCAUUCAUCGAGAUUGGGUUGGCGUCCCGCGGAAAUACAAGGAACCGACGGCUAAAGCUCCACGCUGCGCGUGUGUCAAGAAUUUCGGUCGCGGAUUAUCAGCAAAAGCCACGGAGGACGGAAAUAAAGGCGACCUCGAUCAUCCUUAUCUCGAAUUAUAUGAGGGGUGUCCGGCUACAUCGAUGAGCUGCAAGAUCAACGAC
Molecule: messenger RNA, 987 nt
Organism: Mesorhabditis spiculigera
Lineage: Eukaryota; Metazoa; Nematoda; Chromadorea; Rhabditida; Rhabditidae
Source: the annotation of a GenBank genome assembly